CUUGGGCCAGGGGGUCGCUGUGGACGGAGUGGGUCGGGCCUGCUGCGCCUCGAGGCUUUUCCACGUGAGGCGAUGGGAGCUCGGUCCCCUCAAGAAGCAGCUGAGGCAGGGCGGCGGCAGCGGGCCCAGCGGCUGCUGUGACGAAAUUUAUACCCAGUUUGGAAUCCAAAUUAAGCACUGAGAUGUUUUACCAUUGGUUGACAGUAAGGAGGUUGAGUUUCAAGAAACUACAAUUGCAGGCAAGAGCAUUAUCUGGGGCUGAUGCUGUAAAUGCUCUGCGGCCAUUCUAUUUUGCAGUACAUCCAGAUUUUUUUGGUCAGCACCCCAGAGAAAGGGAAAUCAAUGAAAAUUCUCUGAAAAGAUUAAAUGGGUAUUUGGAGAAUCUCCAGAAACCAGGUUUCAGAUCAUUUAAACCAACUCAGCUUACUUUUUAUGUACGAGAGAGAGAACAAAGUCCUUCCAGUGUCCAAGAACCAUUUGGUGCUGCAGGAUUCCGAGCAGUCAGUUUUACUUUGCACACCAGAGACUUGUUAAGCACAGUGUUGGAUAUCCUGAACUCCUGCAGCUUAUCUACAGAUCACGUCCAAAGCUUGUAUGGCAGUGCAGAUGCUCAGUCUACUCAGGAAACAAAAAGAAUGUUUCACAGGCCGAUCAAAUGGGACAAGACGUACUACUCUUUUACUGGAUUCAAGGACCCUGAGGAAGAACUGGAGCAGGCCCAGAGGAUGGAAACCACCCUGAGUUCCUGGUUAGAUAAUAAUGAACAAAGUGCCAUAAAGAAGCUGAAGGACAGCUUACCACUCAGAAAAGAAUUAGACCGUUUGAAAAGUGAACUAUGUCAUCAGUUGCAGCUUUCUGAUAUUAGAUGGCAGAGGAGUUGGGGUAUUGCUCACCGGUGUAGCCAGUUACAUAGUCUAAGUCGGUUAGUUCACCAGACUCCAGAAGCACCUAAGAAUGCUAAAGGACAAACGGUGAUAUUUACAGACCGUUCAGGAGUGAGUGCAACAGGCUAUGUUAUGCUAGGAACAAUGGAUGUUCACCACCACUGGACCAAAAUUUUUGAGAGGUUGCCAAGUUACUCUACACUUCAAAAAAAAGUGCUGUUUCUAGAGGAGCGUAUAAACCAUCUUUUGGGAGGCAUACAAAUAACUUAUGUUGAAGAGCUACAGCCAAUGUUGACAAUUGAAGAGUAUUACUCUAUUCUUGACAGCUUUUAUGAUCGAGUACGUAAUAGAAGACUUCCAUUUCACCCUAACAGUCUGCGUGGAUUGCAAAUGAUUCUAGAAAGUGACAGAUAUGCACCAAGUCUGCAUGAACUCGGCCACUUCAUCAUCCCAGUACUGUGUGAUCCAGUAGCCCUCCAGUGGUUCAUCAUUGCCAAAACCCAACAAGCAAGAGAAAAACUGAAAAGAAAGGAAGAGUUCAUACUGCUAGAAAAGAAGCUGAUCAAGGCUGCCACAGAGAAAUUUUGUCUCCAACGGCUAUAUAAAGAACCCAGUGUUUCCAGUGCACAGAUGAUCCAUUCAUGCAGCAGGCUACUGGAAGAGUCAUUGCCGUAUCUGCAAGGUAUGCAUCUCUGUGUUUCACACUUCUUUUCUGUUCUGCAAGAUGGAGACCUCUGUGUCCCUUGGAACUGGAAAAACUGAGGGUAACAGUACUGUACUCGGUGUAAAAGAACAAACAUUAUUUAAACGUUAGUGUAACUUACUAAAUUGAAUAUUUUUCAAAGUAAAUUAUGAAAAUUAACAUUUUCAUGCCAGUAUUAGGAAGCAAGGCAAAACAUUUCCCUGGAUUUUCACUGCUGUUUAGAAAAUUACAAAGUAUUGUGUGAGAUUUUUUUUUUUAGCAAGACUAUAUCUUUUAAACAGGCUGAAUCUCUACACUAAGUUGCUAUGACUGGAUUUCAAGAUCAUAAUGAAAGUAUAUAGUAGAGAAUGAGGUACACAAAAUUUGAAUGUAAUCCAAGGAGCAUACAAAUGUGAAUCUUACAGACUGAAAUAGUGACUUAUACAUAUCCCAUGUUAUACAUGAAAAUAUGGAUUUUAGUAUGUACAAAUUGUGUUUGGAUAAGCAUUUUCAGAAUGGAAGAUGGUAAUUUUAAAUUAUUCUGUGCAAAUAUUCUUCUUGGAGAAUGCUGAACUCUAAAAAUAAUAUUUCUGCAGCCAUGUAUACUAGUGACAAAUAUUACUAAUAUAUUUAUUUUGCAGAAUUAUUGUACAGCUUGUUUGAAAAGAUUUUGUAAAGGUCUGUUGAAAUGUUUUGUCCAUUAGAUCUUGCACUUUAUAUUUUUUUCAUGUAAAUAAAAGUAUCUCCAUAUACAGUCAGUUCUUUCUGAAUGUGUCUUUUAAGCAUAUCUCUUUUUAAUUAAGAUAGAAAUAUGUGCUGCUUUGUAGGCACAUCAGUGGGUACUCCUGGGUGGGACUCUUAGGUCAAUUUACCCCAUGCCUUUACAGAGUGCAGCCUUGCUGCUAUCCAGUCAUAUACUUUUCACAUCUGAUCCAGGUUUAUUAGGCCUGAUAAGCCUUCUGAGCAGCCCUGGAUGUACUUACAUGUUAUUUCAUCAGAAAUGCAUACUGUGUUCCUUGCAGAAUCCAUCUGCAUAUAUGAUUGGAUGCUGUGUAAAAAGUACUUGAAGAAAAAAUAUUUUUAGGACCCACUAUGUCAGAGGAGAAAGCCAUUUGUGCUAUUGGGGUCUUUUCCUGUUAUCCAUUCAGGUUAGUGAGGGGGACCACCUUAGAUGAAAGCCCCCGGUGUUUAUGACCGAUGAAAAAAAGCAUGCUGGGCACAUGUUUUUACUGUCUUUGGAUAGACUGCUCUUCCCCAGCCUAGUACCUUCAAGACAUGUUGAGCCACAGUUAGCAACCUGACUGAGGUUGAUGGAAAUUGUAGGCCAGUCAAUUUUGCACUGGGUUGGAAAAGGCUGACAAAGAUGAAUAAUUCACAGGUGACCCAACUAUGGCCCUGCAGUUUUUUCCAUGCCAGCUGCCAUCAACCUCUGCCAUCAGCUGAUGUACAAAGGUGAUAGGAAUAAUCAUCUGAAUUACCUUACCAAGUGAUUUUGCUAGCAUGAGAAGAGAAGUGAAAGCAAUUGUUUGCUAAGGGAUUGUGACAUAUUUGUUCUUAUCUGGGUUUAUGUGUAUCUUACCUAAAGAAGACAGACUUCUUUAGUCGGCCUACAAUUGGUAUUUGAAUAGGCCCCACUGCUUUGAAUAUUAUUGAAGUAAAAUGUUAAGAUUGUUUUAAUUUUAAUCUUCUCAAUAACUUUUAUAAAAAUGUGUUUUUACAAGUCGUUUAAAAUGUAUGACUAUCUUGAUGAAACCACUGAAUAAAGACAGAUUAGUAUUAGUUCCUACAAAUGAUGGAGCACCUUUGGCCUAAGUGAAAGCAGAUGAUCUUGCAGAUUCUCACAAAACCAAUCUUAAGCUUUGGGGUACAUAUUUUAUUACUGCUGGAUAGUCUGAGUCUUUAUUGUCCUGUGCCAGUAUGUUUGAAUGACUCAAUGAGAUGUCUGUGUUUUCUAAAAAUAAAGCAUAAUCUUAAGGUUA
This is a messenger RNA of Candoia aspera, 3545 nucleotides long. RefSeq names its product T cell activation inhibitor, mitochondrial (gene TCAIM). The transcript is spliced from 11 exons. The coding region runs from base 183 to 1646 and encodes 487 amino acids. NCBI's taxonomy places the organism in Eukaryota, Metazoa, Chordata, Lepidosauria, Squamata, Candoiidae. The record is from RefSeq and is a predicted model, not a curated record. Gene Ontology annotation, cellular component: mitochondrion.